AUGUAAGAACAUAUAACUUUAACUAUUGAUUAACUUACUAAUCUUCUUUCAAAUAGUGAACAAACUUUAAAUUGGAAUAGUAUAAAUUCUCUCUCAGAUAAAAGUUAAACUCGUUUUAGAUAAAAUGUGCCAAAAAUUGUCUCUUUUGUUGACAUUGAAGAAUUUCAAGAAACUUCUAUAUCAAGUGGACUUUAAAAUUCUAAUAAUCAAUCAAUUAUAGAUAAAAUUCAAGAGUUAGAGGAGGAAAAUAAACAACUAAAAGAAAGCUUAAAAUUUUAUGAAAAAAAAGAAUAUAAUUGGAAAAAUUAAAUGAAUGACUACUAGUUAGAGCAUAUACAAUUAAAGCGAUAAAACUAAUUACUUUAAGACAGAUUAAAUUCUAUAAUAUAAUCAAAAGAAUAGUUAAGCAAAUUUAAAAAAUAAACCGAAUCUUAAAGAUGUAAUUUAGCAUCGC
This is a messenger RNA of Paramecium sonneborni, 454 nucleotides long. NCBI's taxonomy places the organism in Eukaryota, Ciliophora, Oligohymenophorea, Peniculida, Parameciidae. The record is from the annotation of a GenBank genome assembly.